CAUUGAUUGCAUUGCAUUCCAUAAGUUCGACGCAUUUAUUCAAUUCAUUCAAUCAUUCAAUUGAUUUAGUGAUUCAUUCAAUUGGUUUUCAACAAAAAAUAAUACAAAAACUCAAGAGUAGUGAAGAUUACUGAAGAUUACAGUCAAACAAACAAACAGAUAGAAGAAGAAGAAGAAGAAAAUGUUUAACUAUAAGAGCAGAUCAAUGACAACGUUGAACAUGACAUCGGUAUCGGUGGUCGACAACAGUAUCGACUAUUUGAACAAAGAUGUGGACUCAUUGACCAAAGAGAUUGCAGACAUCGAAAAGAAGAUCAGAAUCGAAGACAACAAAUGUCGACAAUUGGACAGUGAAUGCACUGAAGAGGAACAGCGAGAGGCAAAACUUCAGCAGACCAUCGAUGACAAUGAAAAACAAUUUAAACAAUUGACUGAAGACAAUGAACGACUGACCCGUUAUAUCUCUAGUCUGGAAAUGUCGGACAAAGAAUUACAACAAAUGCAACAAUCGAUGCAAUUGGAGAUCAAACGUGUCGGCGAUCAACACCGGCAACAGCUGACAGAACUGAAUCAAGUGAAGGACUUUUAUGUCAAACAGUUGGACGAAAAACGCAAAGCCUAUGAACAGUUGGAUGCAAUCGUUUCCGAAGUUGUCGACAAUGACUUCGACAGACACCAGCGUUCGGUGUUUAUGGAAAAGAAGAAACAAAACGAAGAAAUUCAACUGGAUAUUCAACGACUGGAACAAGAGAUCCAAUCGAUCACAGAAACAAUGGCGUCAUUACCGUCAACCUGUUUGGACAAAUCGCUCGAUGAGUACAGGGAUCCGAUUAAAGUGAUCGUCAAAAUUGCCGAAACAAAGCUUCAAACUAAUGCUAUGCAGGCAUACCUUAUUGAAGACCUCAAGAAUAGAGAGGAAUUGGACAGUCAGUCGACUAACAGUGAUAACAGUUGUCUUAUUAUUGAACCAUCGCAGCCAUUGGUAACAACAACAACCAUAACCACAACCACAACAAUAACAACACCAGAAAGUCAGACAUUGGAUAAUGAGGUGCAACUGUUGGACGAUUUGCAUAUCGUUUCCCAACGUACUGAUGAACCGAAUGGAUCGCAAAAUAAUCUAAUCGAAGAAGUUGUCGACAUUGAAGGCGAAGAGAUGGACACUCAAUCGGUAACUUCGAGUUUGUUGUUCAGCAAAUUUUUCGAUGCAAAAAGUUUGGUGACCAACAACAACAACAAUAACAACAAUGACAACAAUAAUAACAACAAUAACGAUGAUGAUAAUUGGUCCACCGAUAAUGGCUUCAAAUUGUUUGACCAAUUGGACGACCAAACAGACCAAUCGGUCCGAUCGGAGACCAAAUCUACUGAUUUUUUUUCAUUUUUCAAAUAAUUUUUAUUUAUUUCAUUUA
Oppia nitens is the source of this 1412-nucleotide messenger RNA. RefSeq names its product rhoGEF domain-containing protein gxcI-like. The transcript is spliced from 3 exons. Bases 182 to 1393 code for a protein of 403 amino acids. NCBI's taxonomy places the organism in Eukaryota, Metazoa, Arthropoda, Arachnida, Sarcoptiformes, Oppiidae. The record is from RefSeq and is a predicted model, not a curated record.